GACCAGACGCCAUUCCUGUCCGACCGGUUCGAUGUCAAUGAUUAUGCCAAUGCUGUCCUUUCUGGCAAUGUCUACAGACCAGAUGAUCCACAAGCUGGCUCUUCUACGGACAGAAGUAGGAGUGAGGAUAAGUCAGGUAUAGCAGAUGCCGGUGUAGAGCUGGCACGUCUCAGCUAUGGCAUCGAAGAUGUCACCAAGCAGCUCCGCCAGGAGAUCGCAAACUCAUAUCCCCUACUCCUUGCUCAUCUGACGACAUCCCUAACUCUUUCAUCCCAUCUGGCUCCAAUCCGCUCUUCCCUCAGUUCGCUUUCCAGCUCCCUUGACCGUCUACAGACGAAAAUACAUACGCCUUACGAGCAUCUUUCACUUCUUGUACGACGGCAACACCUUUUGGCUUUAGCUUCGGAUCUGACCCGCCGGGCAGCACGGUUUGUGCUUGUGGCUCGUAGACUGGAGGGACAGAUGAAGAGGACCAAGAUCGCACCAGGUGGUAGCGGUGAAGGAGAGAAGGAGCGUGAACUGGCGAAAGCUGCUUUGAGCGUAGCAGAGCUUGACGCUUUAUUGAAGCCUCCUGAGAUAGCGACGGAGGAAGGAAUGCCUACCGAAUCGGACCCACUACCUUUGGAUUCACUAGCUUUUGUGCAGACUUACCAACCGGUGGUGAACAAAGCCAGAGAUACAAUCAUCCACGAGAUGGAGGAUAUGGUGAUCAACGGCUUAGCAGAUCUUAAUCAAGGAUUGAUGUCAUCGUCGCUUCAGACAGCUCACAAUCUUGGCUUGUUAUCCGCUUUGGUGCAGAAUCUACUCAUGGACCUUAACGACGCUGUCACUUUGCGUGUCCAACGAGCUUUCGACUCUGCUGCAAUUGGUCGAGAAAAGGUUAUUGAGGACAUUGCCAACUGUUGCAUCAAGGUGUAUACUUUGGAAAAAGUACUGCGGAUGAAGAGAGAUCCCAAUACCCAGGUUGACUUCUUAGAAGAGGUUAUGACGACCUUGGACGACAAGCCGUCUUUUAUGUUCUGGACCACACUAGCAAAAGCGUUCGAAGCGCAAACCAAAGAAGUGGCAAAGUCUUCAGUAUGGCUGCAACAAGCUCUGAGCAACGGUUAUCCCCGUCUGUUACGUCUUUUUCACGAUUUUUUCGCAAAGAUUGCGGUGCACACGGAUACGAUAUAUACUCGGGAGCAUCAAAGCCCUGAAGCUGUUCUGGUACUCAGAUCAGUAUCUGUCUUUGAGACUCUCUAUCUUUCUCGAGGGACGACUCGAAUGAACGAGGCUGUUACCUCUGCUCUGUCACAAUACUCUUCCGCCAGACAGACCGCACCCGGGCCAUCUGAUGGCGUGACAAUAGCUCGCACGAUCACGAACGAGCUAGACUCUGCCAAAUUUGAUCCUUUACUAGCUCGAACAGUUGCUCGAAACGCUGUCAAAGUCCUAUCUACUUUUGGAUCCCGUUUGGAUGCCAUGAUUGUUCGAGAUUUCACUGCGACUUCCUUGAUAGGGCCAUCGGCGACUCCGGCUCAGUUAGUCAAUGCCCAAGCUGUUGGAUGUCUAUAUCAUCUCCGGUACAACCUGAGAUCUGUCGAGCAUGAUUUCUCCGGACGGGUGUGGGAUAUACUCAAAGUCUCUGUCGAUAAUCUUCAAUCAUCACAUAAACGUAUAACAGAUGCCCUUGAUAUGGUGAUUCGACGAGAGAUCGGCAGUGCACUAGCCAGAAUACACAAAGUCGACUUUGCCAAACCCGUUGAUCCCAUGUCAAUGGGAAACAGGGGAGGUAGUCCGUACAUGCAGGACGUCAUUGAUAAGCUCAAUUUUGUCAAAGUGGAGCUGCUUGGGAGAAUGUCAUUAGGGGAUUUCAUGAGAGAGUGGAUAUUGGAUUUGAGUAGAUAUAUCAUUCGAACCUUCCUUCUACACGCUAGUAUAGCACGGCCAAUGGGUGAAAGUGGCAAGCUGAAAUUGACGGGAGAUAUGACUGAACUAGAGAUGGGGAUCGCGAGUCUGUUGAGCACCGGUCAAGUUCCUGGGCAACGGGGUGGAUUGAGAAUAGAAAAGGUAGGCGAUGAGUAUCUAGCCUUGAGGGGAUUCCGUUCAAUCCUCUUCGCGCCACGUUCAUCUUUGUCCAACCCUGUUGAGACCGUCCAUCUCCCCACCCUCAUACUACUGCAUCACAUCAUAGUCCUCUCGCCUCUUCUGCUACCACAUGAAGUGCAUCAAUGGUCCGAAACCGAGUACGUGCUAUGGGUGCAGAAACACGAAGAGGAAGAACAAUGGGGUCUACUUGAGCGGGCGAUAGAUAGUCAGUUAGUCUCCAAAAGCAUCAAUAGUGAUGGAGAGAUAGAAGGGGAGGAAGAAGAGUCUGUGAAGUUGAUCAGGGACGUAUUGGUACAUGCCAGAGGUCAACAAGUCACAUAG
This is a messenger RNA of Tremella mesenterica DSM 1558, 2412 nucleotides long. RefSeq lists its product as uncharacterized. The record is from RefSeq and is a predicted model, not a curated record. NCBI's taxonomy places the organism in Eukaryota, Fungi, Basidiomycota, Tremellomycetes, Tremellales, Tremellaceae. The transcript has 13 exons. Gene Ontology annotation, biological process: intra-Golgi vesicle-mediated transport. Gene Ontology annotation, cellular component: COG complex. The annotation marks the transcript as partial.